ACGGUGGCUGGUUUUAGCGGAACGACAUCGUGUAUCUUGCCCUCAUGGCCCUCAUAGAAGUGAUUGCGAAUGAUCGAUUGGGGAGAAAGGUCCGGGUAAAGUGCAGCCCAGACGACACGGUGGGCGAUUUGAAGAAGCUUAUCGCUGCCCAAACUGGAACAGAUCACAGGAAGAUCCAGCUCAAGAAAUGGUACACAGUCUACAAGGACCACAUUACACUCUCAGAUUACGAAAUCCAUGAUGGAAUGAGUCUGGAGAUGUACUAAUAGCCUACACAUUGAAGCAUGGGCAAGCUUGCUCGGAGUUGAAACUUCACCAGCGGAAGAUUGGUUUUAACAGACGGAUAUUCUCUGUCUGAUUAUGGAAUGUAGCUAAGGUCUUCUGAAUAAAGCAUUUUGUAUUUCUACUAUGAGUAUCUGAUUGGUGUGGCAUAUGACCCGAAC
Serpula lacrymans var. lacrymans S7.9 is the source of this 443-nucleotide messenger RNA. RefSeq lists its product as uncharacterized. Gene Ontology annotation, molecular function: protein binding; protein tag activity. The transcript is spliced from 3 exons. Gene Ontology annotation, biological process: mRNA splicing, via spliceosome; protein modification process. The coding region runs from base 45 to 266 and encodes 73 amino acids. Gene Ontology annotation, cellular component: nucleus; cytoplasm. The record is from RefSeq and is a predicted model, not a curated record. NCBI's taxonomy places the organism in Eukaryota, Fungi, Basidiomycota, Agaricomycetes, Boletales, Serpulaceae.